This is a messenger RNA of Paramormyrops kingsleyae, 981 nucleotides long. The record is from RefSeq and is a predicted model, not a curated record. Lineage: Eukaryota; Metazoa; Chordata; Actinopteri; Osteoglossiformes; Mormyridae.
UACAUCCCUUUCUGACAUUGAUGAGUUGCACAGAAAGCUGUUGUGCAUGUGUCUUUUGAGCAAGAUUCCAGCUCUGUUGCCUCAAUGGAAACAAUCUCAAGCGUAUCAUCCUCAGAACGUGGGAGAAAAUGGCCUUCAGUUCUUUUUUCAAUUCCCACAUUUUCUUUGGAUGUUGAAUUGAAACUUCGAGAAGGUAAUGCCGAAUUUGAGAAGAACAACAAGUAUCUUCAGUUAACAAGAGACGUAAAACAUGACAUUUUAGAAAAGCUAGCAUCUGAGAUGUAUGGCUACAAGGCUUAUCCCAGUGAUAAGGAGAUAGCAAUGGUAGCUGAGGCUCUUGUGUUAAAAUAUCCUUGCUUGAAGGAAGCAGGAUCUGAAACUGGCUGGAAUGGAUGGAAGAACAGCCUCAAGUUUAAGAUGGGCAACUAUAGGAGCAAGAUGAGAAGGGCUGGAUGUCCAGAGAUGACAGUGAAUGCUGGAAAAAGAAGUAGAAUGAAUCCUGACAAUGAAUCUUCACAUUCAAAUAUUAAAAGACCCAAACGAGCAGAGGUAAACUUUCUGCCCAACUUUCCCCAAGGAGAAAAUCCCUCAACCCUUGAACAGCUGAGGCAGAAAGUCGUUGAUGAAAUGAAGAAAGCUGAGAAGAAUUUACUGCUUAUAAAAAAGAUGAUGCAAACCACAUUUGCCCUGCGGCGACAAACCAUAGUGAAGACAUGCCCACCAGUGAAAGAGCUCAUGGAACUCUGGCCUGCACUCAAAAUGGAAUCUGAGGUGUAUGCAGAGUUUCAACGGAUUACAACCCAGAACCUGCCCAACACAUUCUACUCUGUGCUUGACCGACAUCUUCCUAGACUGAUGACCCUGUUCAGACAGAAGGCAGGCAGAACCGGGAAGACGUCGGAUGCUUUGACUGAAAUCCUAAAAAUCCAUGAUGAACAGGUAAAAAUAUUGUUAUACCUAUUUUAUAGGUCUAAUUCUUAA